AUGACAGAUUCUCCUAAUCAACAAAAUCAAAUGCUAUACAGUGAAAGUGAUGAGUGGAAGGAUAUUAAACCAAUAUAUAAUACUGCUGAUGAAGAUUGUGCAGUGAAGAUUUCAACAAGUGAAGAAUUUGAUGAUGCCUUUGCUUACUUGAGGGCAGUUAUGAAUGCAAAUGAACUGAGUGGUCGUGUACUUGAAUUGACAACAACUUGUAUUUCUUUAAACGCCGCUAAUUAUAGUGUUUGGAAUUAUCGGCGGAAAGUUCUUCGUGCAUUAGGCUUGAAUAUUGAAGAUGAAUUAAAAUAUUGUGAAACAGUUAUCGGUGAAAAUCCUAAAAACUAUCAAGUAUCACCGUAGAGCUAUUGUGGAAGAAUCUGGAGAAUAUCGAGCCGAACUUGAAUUUACGGCUUCUAAACUUGAGGAUGAUGCGAAAAACUACCAUGCAUGGCAACACAGGCAAUGGGUUGUUGAAUAUUUCAAUCUUUUUUCACCUGAGGAAAUGAACUUUGCUGACUCACAUCUAAAAGAGGAUUUAAGGAAUAAUUCAGCAUGGAAUUAUCGUUAUUUUAUUUGCUUGAAUUUAAGUGAUCGGUUUCAACAAAAUCAUUUUUUGCAAAUUGAAAUAGGGUUUGUAAAUUUUUAUUUCAUUAAUAUUAUUAAAUUUAGUUAUGUCUUAAAUUUUCUACGGAUCUCACCUUGUAACGAAAGUGUCUGGAGUUAUUUGAAUGGGUUUGCUUUUGUUUUUUUUUGAAUAAAUAUUUUUUUAGAAUUUUAAUAAAUGAUGACUUGGGGCUACAACGGCCUGAAAUUGUUAAUGUUGUACAAGAAUUGCUUUCAAGAAUUCCUAGCUGUC
This is a messenger RNA of Meloidogyne enterolobii, 850 nucleotides long. Lineage: Eukaryota; Metazoa; Nematoda; Chromadorea; Rhabditida; Meloidogynidae. The record is from the annotation of a GenBank genome assembly.